AUGACAGCGAGUUGGGCGUCGGGCGGCGGCGGCUGCGGCGAGAAGAGCAGUGGCGACCGCAAGUUAGGUCGAACCCUGGGUCCUGCAAGCGGCGGAUUCAGUGGCACAGGAGGCAGCGGCGGCGGACCGAGUGGAACAGGGGACGGGGGUUUCAUGGGCGGCGGCGGGCCGGGAGAACCCAUGGCUAGGGUUUCUUCAGUGCUACACUUUGGUGGCAAAAAGGAAACUCCUGGUGGCCGUGUCUGCAUAGAUGCAGACAAUUUUGGCAGCGCACUCGAGGGAUGUGUGUUUGAGGAUGAUAUCACUUCUGAGUAUGUUGAAUGGGUUGAUGGGGAGUGGGAUAGCAAAGCAAAGUCAUUCAUUAAGUAUCUUGCCAUGAAGAACAAGAAACUGGAGACUAAGAUUACAGAAUAUGAAGCUGAAAUUAAAAGGAAUGAGAAAGAAAAGAGGGCAAUGGUUAAGAUGCACAAGGAAAUAUUGCUCUAUAGGGAUAGGAUUUUAGGAUUUGGAGGUCUUCUGUAUCUUGGCUUGCUUGCCAUUAUGAUUGUUGUCAUAGUUAGCAAGUAG
This is a messenger RNA of Aegilops tauschii subsp. strangulata, 567 nucleotides long. The record is from RefSeq and is a predicted model, not a curated record. NCBI's taxonomy places the organism in Eukaryota, Viridiplantae, Streptophyta, Magnoliopsida, Poales, Poaceae.